ACUAAGGAAAGGGGGUGGAAUCAGUCAAGGGCUGGAUGUAAACACACACACACACACAUACACACGCACACCCUGCAUCCUUGUGCAAGCAUCGCAGCAUCAGGAUCAGCAGCAUCCACCUCACUUACAGCAUGGCGGAAGGCUCCGGAUCAGCGUCUCUGGCGGACGUCGAGGCGGCGUUCAAGAAGUUUGCGGUGCACGGAGACACCAAAGCCACCGGGAAAGAGAUGAACGGCAAGAACUUCGCCAAGAUGUGCAAGGACUGCAAGGUGAUCGACGGGAAGAACGUGACCGGGACCGACGUGGACAUCGUCUUCAGCAAAGUCAAAGCCAAGACGGCACGCGUGAUCACAUUCGAGCAGUUUAACCAGGCCAUGACGGAGCUCGCUCCCAAACGCUUCAAAGGGAAGAGCCAGGAGGAGGCGCUGCAGCAGCUUUACUGCCUCCUCUCAGGCAAAGGGCCCACUAACGUGGGCGUCACGAAAGCGGCGAAGGCGGCCGCCGUGGACCGCCUGACGGACACCAGUAAAUACACCGGCUCUCACAAGGAGCGCUUCGACGAGUCGGGGAAAGGGAAAGGCAAAGUGGGAAGAGAGGACAUCCCGGAUAACAGCGGCUACGUGAGCGCGUACAAGGGUCAGGACACCUACGAGAGCAAGCUGAAGGAAAGCUAACCAGCGGAUGGAAGCAUCAGAGGACCGUUCGGAUUAAUAUUUGUGCACGUUUAUUGUGUAUUAUAGACCCGGUACUUAAUCUGUGUUCUAUCUAAACCUUGAACUAACCUCAACUUGCAAGGUGAACAAAAUAGUAUAGAAGACUAUAUAGUAGCUAUAUUGAAUGUGUGUGUAUUUAUAUUUAUUUUAAACUUCAAAGUAUACUCACAGAGGCUUCCUCUUUCUAUACUAACACUAGUGCCUUAUUAGAGGUAAUAUUAGCGCUGUGGCUAACAUUUGCAAGACAAAUUUAAUCCCUAGCUGCUUUGUGUGUCUAAUAUACUGUAGAUGUGUGUAUAAGCGCUGCCUUUUUAUAUCGCCAAUAUAACCCGAGUACGUACAUUAUUAAUUCAAGCAGUGAUGUUUGCCAUGUAUUGCAUCCCCUACCUUCCAAUAAAUAACUGCACUUAAUGCUUUAAAUGAAAAGCUUGAAUGAUUUAAGCGUCUCAGCGUCUCACUAUAGACACAGGGAUGGUUCCUUGUGCCAGCUUAGUUUUGUGCCUCACAUUUUCUGUCUGAAUGUGCAAAACGAUACCUGUAAGCAUCCAGAAAGUUCUCAAAUAAAGUCUUGGCUUGAAACCUC
Molecule: messenger RNA, 1296 nt
Organism: Trichomycterus rosablanca
Lineage: Eukaryota; Metazoa; Chordata; Actinopteri; Siluriformes; Trichomycteridae
Gene: tppp2
Product: tubulin polymerization-promoting protein family member 2
Exons: 4
Coding region: 132-674 (180 amino acids)
Biological process (GO): microtubule bundle formation; microtubule polymerization; positive regulation of protein polymerization
Cellular component (GO): microtubule
Molecular function (GO): tubulin binding
Source: RefSeq, a predicted model, not a curated record